Procambarus clarkii (red swamp crayfish) is the source of this 554-nucleotide messenger RNA. The record is from RefSeq and is a predicted model, not a curated record. Lineage: Eukaryota; Metazoa; Arthropoda; Malacostraca; Decapoda; Cambaridae.
GAGGACGACCAGAAGGACGACCAGAAGCACGACCAGAAGCACGACCAGAAGCACGACCAGAAGCACGACCAGAAGCACGACCAGAAGCACGACCAGAAGGACGACCAGAAGCACGACCAGAAGCACGACCAGAAGCACGACCAGAAGGACGACCAGAAGGACGACCAGAAGCACGACCAGAAGCACGACCAGAAGCACGACCAGAAGGACGACCAGAAGCACGACCAGAAGGACGACCAGAAGCACGACCAGAAGCACGACCAGAAGGACGACCAGAAGGCGACCAGAAGCACGACCAGAAGCACGACCAGAAGCACGACCAGAAGGACGACCAGAAGCACGACCAGAAGCACGACCAGAAGCACGACCAGAAGCACGACCAGAAGCACGACCAGAAGGACGACCAGAAGGACGACCAGAAGCACGACCAGAAGCACGACCAGAAGGACGACCAGAAGCACGACCAGAAGGACGACCAGAAGCACGACCAGAAGCAGAAGACCAGAAGCACGACCAGAAGACCAGAAGCACGACCAGAAGCACGACCAGGAGGC